CGGGUUUCCUUGCUGCGGUUUCUAGCCUCCAUUCUCCCCUCGCGCCCAUCUUGAGUCCCGCGUCCCUUCCGGUUUUGGCCCCGCCCCCGCCCUAGGGCCCCGCCUCCCGCCGGUAGGGCCCCGCCUCCCGAAGCAGUUCCGGUUCGGAUUCGAGCGGCUGCCGGCGCGGUUGAGACGAGGGCCGGCCGGGGCAAUGCCUGCGCGCAGCCGCCACCGCCCCAGGGUCCACUUCGGCUCGCCUACCCGGGCUCCACCGCCGCUUCUUGAGGCGUCUCACUCCGGCGAGGCUCGGAGGGCGCCGGGUUCCGACAGCUGCUCGGACGCCGACUCGGAGGUGGGUCUGGGGAGCCCGACUCGGACCGCUGAGGCAGUGGAAGAGGAAAUGGCUUUUCCUAAUCAGCUCUGCAUUCGCCGCUGGACUACCAAGCAUGUAGCUGUUUGGCUGAAGGAUGAAGGCUUUUUUGAGUAUGUGGACAUUUUAUGCAAUAAGCACCGACUUGAUGGAAUCACGUUGCUAACGUUGACUGAAUAUGAUCUCCGGUCUCCUCCUCUGGAAAUCAAAGUCUUAGGGGACAUUAAAAGGUUAAUGCUGUCAGUCCGAAAAUUGCAGAAAAUACAUAUUGAUGUUUUAGAAGAGAUGGGAUACAACAGUGACAGUCCCAUGAGUUCCAUGAGCCCUUUCAUUAGUGCUCUUCAGAAUGCAGAGUGGCUCUGUAAUGGGGAACCUUCACACGACUGUGACGGACCCAUCACUGAUUUGAAUUCUGAUCAAUACCAGUAUGUGAAUGGUAAAAACAAACAUUCUAUUCGAAGAUUGGACCCAGAGUAUUGGAAGACCAUAUUGAGUUGUAUAUAUGUUUUUAUAGUGUUCGGAUUUACAUCUUUCAUAAUGGUUAUAGUCCACGAGCGAGUGCCUGACAUGCAGACCUAUCCACCACUCCCGGAUAUAUUCUUAGACAGCGUUCCUAGAAUUCCAUGGGCCUUUGCCAUGACAGAAGUAUGUGGCAUGAUUCUGUGCUAUAUUUGGCUCCUGGUUCUUCUUCUUCACAAGCACAGGUCAAUACUUCUGCGAAGGCUUUGUAGUCUGAUGGGCACUGUAUUCUUGCUUCGCUGCUUUACCAUGUUUGUGACCUCCCUCUCCGUGCCAGGACAGCACCUACAGUGCACUGGAAAGGUAUAUGGCAGUGUAUGGGAGAAAUUACACCGGGCCUUUGCCAUUUGGAGUGGCUUUGGUAUGACCCUAACUGGCGUUCACACUUGUGGAGAUUACAUGUUCAGUGGCCACACAGUCGUCCUAACUAUGCUGAAUUUCUUUGUCACUGAAUAUACACCAAGAAGCUGGAAUUUCUUGCACACUUUAUCCUGGGUUCUCAACCUCUUUGGAAUCUUCUUCAUUUUGGCUGCCCAUGAACAUUAUUCCAUUGAUGUGUUUAUUGCCUUUUAUAUCACAACGAGACUCUUUUUGUACUACCAUACUCUAGCCAAUACCAGAGCAUAUCAGCAGAGUAGGAGAGCAAGAAUUUGGUUUCCCAUGUUUUCUUUUUUUGAAUGCAAUGUUAAUGGUACAGUCCCAAAUGAAUAUUGUUGGCCAUUUUCAAAACCAGCAAUAAUGAAAAGACUAAUUGGAUGAAGACUGUCUUUGUAAUGUGUUCAUGAUUAAAUAUACAGUCGUUGUUGAAAGUGAGUAACUUUGCUUUCUCCCCCUAGGUUGUUCCUGGAUGUCUUGCUUUUUGGCCUGUAUGUUGACAAAGUAAAGUUCCCUGUCCUGAGCAAGGCUGUGAUUAUAGCAAGCAAGAAAGAAUAAUUAAGAGUCCUUAGGUAUCUGUUUGAACAGAAAGCUUAAGUAGAUGUCUUCUGCCCCUUCUCUUUAGGCAGACUUAAUGUUAUGAUUGAAGUCAGUCUCUUACC
Messenger RNA from Lagenorhynchus albirostris (white-beaked dolphin), 1908 nucleotides. RefSeq names its product sterile alpha motif domain containing 8 (gene SAMD8). Lineage: Eukaryota; Metazoa; Chordata; Mammalia; Artiodactyla; Delphinidae. Bases 194 to 1630 code for a protein of 478 amino acids. The transcript is spliced from 6 exons. The record is from RefSeq and is a predicted model, not a curated record. Gene Ontology annotation, cellular component: Golgi membrane; endoplasmic reticulum membrane. Gene Ontology annotation, molecular function: ceramide cholinephosphotransferase activity; sphingomyelin synthase activity; protein binding. Gene Ontology annotation, biological process: ceramide biosynthetic process.